This is a messenger RNA of Chironomus riparius, 1040 nucleotides long. The record is from the annotation of a GenBank genome assembly. NCBI's taxonomy places the organism in Eukaryota, Metazoa, Arthropoda, Insecta, Diptera, Chironomidae.
UUAGUAGUUCCUUUUUCACAAACUCAGUUGAGCCAUAGACAUCGCUUGUGUCGAAAAUUUAUUAAUUUACCUAACAAGAUGAGGAUUUACAAGGAUAUUUUUACUGGUGACGAAAUGUUCUCGGACACUUACAAGAUCAAGCUCGAAAAGGAAGUCCUCUACGAGGUUUAUGGUAAAUUGGAGACACGAAGGCUGGGAGAUGUUCAAAUUGAUGGAGCCAAUCCAAGCGCUGAAGAAGCUGAUGAAGGAACUGACGAAGCCGUUGAAUCUGGUGUCGAUAUUGUCUUAAAUCACCGUCUUUGUGAAACCGGAUUCGGCGAUAAGAAACAAUUCACUGUCUACCUUAAAGAUUAUAUGAAGAAAGUCGUAGCAAAGUUAGAGGAAAAAUCACCAGACCAAGUUGAUAUCUUCAAAAAGAACAUAAAUGAUGUUAUGAAAGAUAUUCUCGGACGAUUCAAAGAUCUUCAAUUCUUCACAGGCGAGUCUAUGGAUGCUGAUGGUAUGAUCGCUAUGAUGGAAUAUCGUGAUAUCGAUGGAGUUUCAACACCUAUUUUGAUGUGCUUUAAACAUGGCUUGGAUGAAGAGAAAUUCUAAAUAAAUCAAAAUCUUACCAAAAUUUCUGAAUUUUGCUUCCAGCAUUCACAUUCAAGCUCAUCAUCCAUCAUUCAUAAUUUAUUCAUAUUUUUUAUGCUUCUUGAUUUAUCUCUCUUUCUUGAAAUGUAUGUUAGCUUCUUUCCUUUUUCCUCUAACGGACACUAGAUAAUCGAAAAAAAAACUAUUGUUUUAUUACGUUAUGAUUAUUUACUUUAUAUUAUUGUAAAAGUUAUUAAAAAGAUGUUUUAUACUCAUAUAAUCAUGAAUUAAUAAUUUUGGAGAGAACAGCGUUGUUGCUUAUAUGCAAAAAAAAAGAUAUUGUUUCUUGAGAAAAGGACAUACUGCAAGACAUGGACAGAAAAGUUAAAUCAAUUUUUAUUAUUCAAUGAAACAAUAAAAUUUGUAAGAAACGGUAAACAACUUUUUGAGCCUGUUUCAUUUUACAC